Molecule: messenger RNA, 3407 nt
Organism: Pungitius pungitius (ninespine stickleback)
Lineage: Eukaryota; Metazoa; Chordata; Actinopteri; Perciformes; Gasterosteidae
Gene: aldh16a1
Product: aldehyde dehydrogenase 16 family, member A1
Exons: 17
Coding region: 170-2554 (794 amino acids)
Molecular function (GO): oxidoreductase activity, acting on the aldehyde or oxo group of donors, NAD or NADP as acceptor
Source: RefSeq, a predicted model, not a curated record
UGGCGGCAAUUCGCCUUUGACGUAAAGUCAGACCUCAGCCUGGUUCCUGCUUGUUCUCUCCCCCUCACACACUUCAAAGUAAACGUUUUCACCCUGAUAGAACUCCAGAAAAACCAACACUUGAGCACCAGGGAGACUUCCCUCCUCGCUGUAUUGUAGCUCAACUAUCAUGGCUGGUUGCACCUCCGAGACUGUGCACAACAUUUUUCAAAGCAUGGAGUACGGACCAGCAGCAUGUUCCAGCACUGCCACUGCUCAGGCCUGGCUGGACCACCAUUCCCGCUCUCUGGGCCUGUUCAUCGACGGCAGGUUCGUCCUACCGGCAGACGGACGGACUCGCCCCUUCGCUGAUUCUAAAGAGGGCAUCGUGUGCAGCACGGCGUGCGCCGCAGAGGACGACGUCUCCCAGUGUGCCGCCUCGGCCCUUAAGGGCCACAAGGCCUGGGGGGCCCUGAGCUGCUACCAGAGGGCCAAAGUGCUGCUCAGGUCGGCGAGCGCUCUGGGGCAGCACGGCCUGUGCGUGUCGGAGCUGUGCGAGCUGUGCGAGGCCUCCUGCGCGCCAUCCAGCCUCGUCCGACUGCUGCAGUACUACAGCAGCUGGGCCCAGCUCAGAGACACCCUCAUCGCCGACUGGACGCCACUCGGAGUGGUGGCAGUGGUCUCCUCUGAUGACUGCUCUCUCUAUUCCCUCAUGCUCAAAGUCCUACCAGCACUGGCCAUGGGCAACUCCCUCAUCGUUGUCCCUGGUCAGAGCAGCGCCCCCCCAGUGCUCCUAUUGGCACAUCUUUUCAUGGGCGCGGGACUUCCUGCCGGGGCUCUUAAUGUCCUAACAGGAAGUGGCAUGCAGUUGGGUGCCAAAGUGGCCCAGAACGCCAGCGUCAGCUACGUCAGCUACAGCGGCAACAGGCCGGACGCCGUGUUGCUGUGCAAGGCCACAGCGGGAAUGGGCGUUCCCGUCUCCGUCUCCCCAAACAUCGGCGCCAGGUGUCCCUUCAUCAUUUUCGAGUCAGCAGACAUGGACAGCGCAGUGGACGCGGUGAUAGAGGCGGCCUUCAAGAAGAAGAGAGAGGUCCACUGGGUGUUGUGCGUGCAGGAGAGCGUGCUGGACAGCGUCGUGGGCCGCCUCGGCCACCGCAUGGCGGGGAUGAAGUGUGUGUCCCUGCAGAGUGUCGGGGACCGGAGCCUGGUGGACGCCGCGGUACAGGGCGCCCAGCAGCAGGGGGCCACGCUGGUCCAGUCAUGCGCCGCUCCCCCAUCAAGUGCCCAGUAUCCUCCCACGGUGCUCUGUGGGGCGGCCCCCUCCUCUCCUUUUGUGGUGGACCCCUCUCCCGGACCACUGCUGCCUCUCAUGACCUUCAGAAGCAACACAGAAGCAGUGGCUCUCGGGAACCACAGUCCUCACGGGCAGGCAGCCUCCAUCUGGACAGAAGACCUCACGUUGGCCUUGGAGACAGCUAAGAGUCUGUCAGUAGGCUCCGUGUGGGUGAAUUCCCACUCGGUGUGUGACCCCUGUCUGCCCGUCUCUGGUCACAAAGACAGCGGCACCUGCACUGAUGGAGGACAGCAGGGUCUGUACCAGUUUCUACGCCCGUCCUCUUCCUCCCACGCUCCUCUUCCUCGAUCCUCCCCUGUCUGCAUGGACUAUUUAAAGUUUGGAACAACCGCAUCCCCACCUAUCAUUCCCGAGGACUCAGACCCUGCCGGAGCUCCAAAGGUCUACCUGCAGUUUGUUGGCGGUAAGGCGUGCAAGUCGGUGUCUGGCUGCAGUGUGGCUGUGCAGUCACCAGGGGGCGGCGGGGUGUUGGCCCACUGCCCCGAUGGAGGCCGAAAAGAUGUCCGGAACGCUGUGGAGGCUGCCGUCAAAGUCCAGCCUGGCUGGAUGAAAAAGAGUCCGUCUGCACGCGCUCAGUCCCUCUACUCUCUGGCCAAGGGCCUAGAGGCAAAGAGGCGGGACAUAGCUGUGUCAAUCAAUGUUCAGACCGGCCUCUCAAUGGACGAGGCUGAUAAGGAGGUGGAGCUCAGCAUCGCCAGGCUCAGUGAUUGGGCGGCUUACUGUGACAAAGUCCAGGGAGGAACUCCACCCCUGCCACAGUCUGGCUCUGCUCUCUCCCUCCCCGAGGCCCUAGGAGUCGUGGGGAUCAUCCUCCCAGACAACAGUCCCCUUCUCUCUAUGGUGACACUUCUCGGGGCAGCCGUCGGCAACGGCAACGCUGUCGUCAUGGUCCCCAGUGAGGAGAAUCCACUACCAGCCCUGGCAUUCGUUCAGGUGCUGCAGUCUUCAGACCUGCCAGCAGGAUUGGUGAACAUCAUUUCGGGAAGCAGAGACCAGAUGACGGUGGCUCUGGCCAAUCACAGCGUCAUCAAGGCCAUCUGGUACUGGGGCAGUGCUGAGGGCUGUCAGUACCUCCAGCACACCUGCACCAGCCCCAUGAAAACCCUGCACCUGUCCUGUCCAAAGGAGGAUGGAGGGAAGGACUGGACUCAUCCCUCCAUCCUGGAGGACAUGUGGAGAAGUGCCGUCCAGUGGAAGAGUGUCUGGAUUCCUACUGCAUGAAAAGACAAGAGGGAGGAAGAAUGAAGGAGGAAGAUUUCCACCGUUUUAACAUCAGCCUUCAGAAUUAAAGUGUGAACUGUAAGAUGUAGAUUUGAGAGGAAAGAUCAAAAGGUGUACUAUGACCAUGAAAGUAUGUCAAGAUGUCAGUGAGGCAAGAACUAAAAGGAAAUGUUAUUGACUGCCCAGCAAAAUGUCACUUAAGUUUGCUUAUUUGUGUUUUCAUGGUUUUCUACUGUUUCUUAUUCAUAUUCUUUUUAAAUCACGUGAGUGAAGUUCUAUGACGUGAAUACAAGCCGCCAGCAAAAGGUCCACCGUAAUCGGCGAAAUCAAAGAAUAACAUGCUUUAAAUGUUAUGACCAAGGACAUUUGACAGUCAUCCGCUUCUCAGGUAUUUUCAGCUUUAUUUAGAGCUGCAUCAGCAAAACUGUUUGAGAACAAACUCAUUGGUCGCGUUAGAAUAUUUCACUGAAAUGUGACGGUACACCUCUUUUUUGAGCGUUUUCAAUCAAAUAUGAAGGACGUCUGCACAGGUUUAUCAAGUUAAUCUCAUCAUCGCUGGUUUACUGUUUUGACAGAAUGUAAAGAAAUGAAUCUACAACCUGAAAUAACAUCUACCUUAAAAUUCUGUCAGUGACUCAAAAAAAAGACACUCUAAAUCUACUAGUCAUGUGUACUGAACUACGUACCUUUGUCACUUUAAUUUUACUGUGACCUUAUUCUCUGUGGAAGCAAACAUUCCCUCUAAAAACUGUACAGUGUCAAAGGUCACACUGUGUUGUGUUUCCAGGGAAUGGCUCUGUGGUGUCUCACUGUAUACAAACAUGAUUAAAGAUUCACUUUUUCUAUCUGUGAA